AUGAAGAGCGUGUGUCGCUACUACCGCCGACAUGGACCGGCUAUCUGGAGAGACAUGAUAAAGGCUGAUAACUGGACUGGCCAAUUGGAUGAUAUUCGGAAUGCUGAGGCGACUGUCCAGGAAGAUUCAAGAAUAUUCAAUGCUCUGGAGAUCCGGGGGCGACUCGGCGAGCUUGAUUCUGCGAGUCAGGUGCUCCGAGGCGAAAUGCAGGACAUCUGGCCGACAAUCAAGAAGCAUAUCCUUAGCGAAAAAGAAGAACGAUGCCUAAAGGAUCUCCGAGUCACUGAUCCCCGCGAUGAUAAAUCUCGAAUCGAAGAUACAAAUGGCGGCCUUCUACAAGGCGCCCAUGACUGGGCUAUAAAGCAUAGUGACUUUAUUGCUUGGCGAGAUGAGAAGGCAAACCACAUGUUGUGGAUCAAAGGAGAUCCCGGAAAAGGGAAGACGAUGCUUCUGUGUGGCAUCAUUGAUGAACUGCAACGACAGAGCAUAAAGCCAUGCUACUUCUUUUGCCAGGCUACGGAUCCACGACUUAACAGCGCGACGGCUGUCUUGCGUGGCCUCAUUUACCUUUUGGUGGAUACAAACCGGCAGCUUCUCUCGCACAUUCAAGAGAAAUAUGACCAAGCGGGGGCAGCAUUGUUCCAAGAUACCAAUUCCUGGGUCGUGUUAUCCCAAAUAUUCACCGAGCUUCUAAAAGACCCUAGCCUAGAAGGCCAGGUGUUUAUGAUUGAUGCGCUUGAUGAAUGCCAAAAAGAUUUAGAGCGGCUACUUGAUCUGAUCGUUGGGAAAUCCAUAGGCCCUCACGCUAAAUGGAUCGUGUCCAGUCGAAAUUGGGAUGGAAUUGAGGAGAAGUUGAGCACAAUCUCACAGAACAUUCGAUUCUCCCUCGAACUGAAUGAGCAUUCAGUCUCCGAAGCCGACGAAAAGACAGAGCUGAUAAUCCGGAAUUACUUGACCGACAACGCGAAAGGAACUUUUCUGUGGGUUGCCUUGGUGUGCAAAGAAUUGUUGAAACUUUCAGUGCGCAAACGGCACGUAUUGAAGAAGAUGGAGGAAUUUCCAUCCGAUCUUGUUCCUAUUUAUGAAAGAACGCCGCAGCAAAUUCGCACAUCAGAAGACUCCGACUUGUCGACUCUACGUCGAGAUAUGUAUAAUCUACGCUAUUCCGGUGCCCUUGUCGAAGAACAUACACUGAACGAAGAUAAAGAUGUUCUAAAACAUGCGAGAUACUCCUGUGUAUACUGGGUGGAUCAUCUCAAAGCCGUCAAUGAUCUGGAGAGAGAGAAAUGUAUGCUGAGUUUAAAGGACAAUGGCAUCGUUCACCAUUUCCUCAAAGAGAAGUUAUUGAAUUGGUUGGAGGCACUCAGUUUAAUGAACAAGAUGCGGGAUGCCGCAAGGAUUGUUAGGGUUUUGAAGAAGUUGUCAAUAAGAGAGGAAUACAUAAUGCGAAACCUUAUAGAAGAUGUUUUUCGUUUCGUCCUCGCACAUAAAGUUGGAAUCGAGCUGGCACCUCUGCAAGUCUACAGCUCGGCACUCAUUUUUAGUCCCAGUUCCAGCAUAAUUCGGCAGAUGUAUGAGGAGACUGAGGUGCCAAAGUGGAUUAUAACAAAACCAGAGAUGCCGGUAGAAUGGACCGCACUUGUUCAAUCCCUUGAAGGAAAAAAAUCCACAUGCUUUGACCUAGCAUUUUCGCCGGAUGGAGCACUGAUAGCGUCUGCGAGUGCAUUUGGAAAAGUGAGCACUUGGGAUUUGGAGACAGGUACACGCUUGCAUACAUUGGAGUGCUCAAGUGAUUUUCGGCUGCUAGCAUUUUCACCCAACGGCAAACUUCUAGCCAUGGGAUCAUCUAAUCUAGUCAAGAUCUACGACUUGUCGGCCUUGACAUGGCUACAUGGAUGUUCAUUCGGAAUUAAUGCAUCCGUUCACAGCUUGGCAUUUUCAUUGGACAGUACACGAUUAGCUGCAAGCUACGGAGACAAACACCGCGAAUAUAUUAUUCGAACCUGGGAUCUUGGCACAAGGAUGCAAUUGAAGACACACAAUCUCGGCAUCGGCACAUGCCUUCUGAAAAUCGAUCAACUCGACCAUCUCUGGGAUCUGAAUUUUUCGGUGACCUCUACUAGAGUGAUGACAAUGUCUGGUCUCGCACAUGUCGGGAUCUGGGAUUAUGCCACAGGCGAGUGUCUGCAGCAAUUCAAGCUUUACCCAAGCUGCGAAGCAUCCGCACUCUCCCCAGAUGGCAUGUCGGCCACAGUGUCAAUGUUUCUAUCCGAUAUAGAAAUAUGGGAUGUGUCUAAUGACGGGCCCUUAGACACACUUAUGAACACAAGGACAGUCUGCGCAACUGUGUUUUCGCCAGAUGGCACACAACUUGCAAUAGCAUCGUCGUAUUUCGGGGAAAGAUGUGUCAUAAACAUCCACGACCCAACCACUGGAAUAUGCUUGAAGGAGUUUGAACCUACGCAAGAAAGACAUAUUUAUUCUAUGGUAUUCUUUCCAGAUGGCAAGCGACUUGUGUCUUCGGCAUCGUCCAAAUUUGAAAUUUGGGAUGUUCUUUCAGGUGUGAAUCUACAGGUAAUUGAUUCACAACUUUCAGAUGAUUGGGUGAGUAGGUCUGUUCGAUUGACAAUCUCAUCGGAUGAUACACUUAUGGCGGCCUCGGAUCGGGGGAUGAUCCACAUAUGGCGUUUAUCCACAGGUGAAAAGUUUCGGCAUACUAUAGAUGAAAUGAAGGCCAGAUUUGGUUGCCUCUUUGACCAAUGCGUUGCUAUGGCAUUUUCACCAGAUGGUACACAGCUUGGUCUGACAUUGGAAUCCAGUGUUGUUCGAAUCUACGACGUGCAGACGGGCACAUGUUUACGAAUUCUUGACGACUUCUUCGAGCCGAUAUUUCACGAUACUAUUCGAUACCCUCAAUUGCGGCUUCAAGCCGAUUUGCGUAUUUUUGAUUACCGAGACUGCAUGAAGACUCCGCCAACCCAACGAGCUUUGAUGAGGAGAACGCUGUCUGCAUUUACGGUAUCGAGCAUUGGGACGUGGAUUAUGAGGGGCAAACAGCGGGUGCUAUGGCUCCCCCAGGAGUACCGACCAUCUACAAUGGAAGUUUAUGAUGAAUUUGUCGCAUGUCGGGCCAGAAAUGGAAGAUUUUCCUGCUUUCAGUUUGCUAUUGAUGAGUUGGACAAGGUGCUGGCGUGA
Molecule: messenger RNA, 3195 nt
Organism: Trichoderma aggressivum f. europaeum
Lineage: Eukaryota; Fungi; Ascomycota; Sordariomycetes; Hypocreales; Hypocreaceae
Exons: 5
Coding region: 1-3195 (1064 amino acids)
Molecular function (GO): protein binding
Source: RefSeq, a predicted model, not a curated record